Molecule: messenger RNA, 9592 nt
Organism: Peromyscus maniculatus bairdii (prairie deer mouse)
Lineage: Eukaryota; Metazoa; Chordata; Mammalia; Rodentia; Cricetidae
Source: RefSeq, a predicted model, not a curated record
AUGGGCGGAAGCAAGGGCAAAGCGCCCCAGCGCCGGGCUCGACCCGGGAGGCCAGCCUCAGUGGAGCAGGAGUCGGGGUCCGCCAGCGCUGACAGCGCCCCCAGUCGGGAUCGCAGGCUUGCCCGCGGCAAAGCCCACAAGACCAAGCCCGCUAAGAACCCCGAGGCCACCAAAGGCAAGGGGACCACUGAAGGCCGCAGGAAGCCCACCGAAGAGGGGAACCACCACUGCAGAGGUGCAGAGACUGGGGCAUCACUGGAGACCCGGGAGAGGCAGGGCAGCUCUCAGGGUCGGGGCCACAGGUCCACGGGGAGCCGUGAGCCCGGGGACAGUCAUGAGGAGCUCCCUGAGGAACAGAAACUCCCCGGGGAAGAAGAGUGGACGGUCAAGCGCGGCCGCCGCAGAAGAAAGGAGCAGGGACCAUCGGCUCCGCGAGGCCACCGAGAGACUUCUGGCAGGGAUGGGGACACGUCGGGCGGGGAUGGUGGCAGCUCGUGCCUGGACAGUGAACACCAGGAGGCCCUGGACAGCAGCAGCCAGGGUGGUGGAGCCUCCGAGCAGCCAAUCAAGGCCAAAACUUCUGACACGAGCUCAGAAGGCGCCCUUAUCAGAAGACCCGAGUCAACUGGCGGCAGCAACCAUCAUGGCAAUGGUGGACAUGCCUUGGAGCUCCAGAGCAGAAAAGGGCCGUCGGGGACAAGGGCUCAGGGAGCGAGUGAUGAUUCCCGGACAGAUACAGACUCGAGUCCCUGGUGGUCCGGGCACAGACGUCGCCCACGGAAGACCCCAGGAACCUCAAGCCGCAUCCCUGAGUUCCAGGAGACAGAGCUGGCCAGGGAAGCUGCAGUCUCCAGCUCUCUCGAGAAUAGCUGCACAAGCGCCCCCAGGGGCUCUCAGGGUCCUGGGGACUGCAAAGUGAUCGCAGACACCAGUGAUGUCGGGAAGCAGCCAAAGGCUGAGCUGCAAGGCACUGAGCCUGAGAAGGUGGAGGCCCCCAGGGCUCAGCGCCUCCAGGUCGGAGAGGUGGCGGGGAAGGUACCGGUGGCUGUGAGCGAGAGUGACACGGGAGCCAGAGAGGGAGCAGGUGCAGGGGACCGACGACCCCGGGACCCGGCGCCGCUGGCUGCACUCGUGGUGCUCCGCAAGCUGCGCACGAGGGCCCCGGCUGGCACGUCUCCCCAGGUCGCGGGUGGCCUCCACGGGAGCCUCAAGGCGCGGCUGCAGCGUGCGGCGCGGGCCCUGGGCCUCCUGCGCUGGCUGCGACUGCGGGUGGAGCAACGUCGGGGCGAUGCGCGCAGGGCCAGCCCGCAGGAGCGUGAGGAGCGCGGCCGCGAGAGGGCGCUCGAGGCGCGGGGCGGGGUGCCCGGGCCACGGCGCUGGCUGGCCUUACGCCUGGCCUGUCGGGCGGUGCUCCGGGAACCGCCGCGGGCUCCCCCUGGCGGCAGUCCGAGCCCCCCGCAGGCGCUGAAUAGCUCAGGCUCAGACCGCGCAUCAGCCAUCGAGGAUGCAGCUCCAGAUCCAAAGUUCGCGGUGGUCUUCCCCCGGAUCCAUAGUGCGCAGGAGUCGUGCAGCGGCCCCUCAGGAGCAUCCACGGACGCCCCCACUGGGGAAGGCCGCGUUUCGUCUCCUGCAGGGGCUGCAGAGUACAGAGAGGAGCAAGGGGCUAGUGAAGAAGGGGUGGUCAGGUCCCGCCAGGCUCCCUCCUUUUCCCCGUCUGCCCCCAGUGGAACUUCACCGGAAGAGAACCGGAGCGAAGCGGAGCCAGAGAACCCAGAAGUUAAGACUCCUGUGCACUGGGCGCAGGGCUCUACUCCCUGCGUAGACCCUGGGCUUGGCGCUGAUACUCUGCUGCCUCAACUUACCUUGGAGACCCGCCUACGGCAGAAUAGCCCUUGCAGGUCCCCAAGGGAGCGGUGGGAACCAGAGGAUGACGCUGAGGCAGCGCUGGAAAGGGAUCUGGAGCUGAGCAUCCGGAAGGACCUAGAGAUGCCACCCUUCCCCGGUGCUAAGACCGGGAGUCUCCCAGAGGGCCUGGAAGACAUUGAGGACCUCGCCCGGCUGCGGCUGGUGUGUGACAGCUCUGUGCUGCUGUGCCUCAAGAAGAGGUUCCACCUGGGCCGCAUCUAUACUUUCGGGGGGCCCCUCCUGCUUGCUCUGAACCCCCACCAGGCACUCCCUCUCUUCUCACCUGAGGUCUUGGCCAGCUACCAUCCCAGGAAGGCCCCGAACACCACUCCACACAUCUUCGCCAUCGGGGCAGCAGCCUAUAGCCUGUGUCAGAGCUCCGGACAGGACCCCUGCAUCCUCCUAGGGUCUCCCUCCUGCAGGGGGCACAGUGGCUCGGGGAAGACGGAGACUGCCAAGAAGAUCCUGGAGCUUCUAAGCAGCCUGGGGCAGAAGCAGACAGAGGCCAGAGGGGCUCAGCUAAAGGACAUACUGCCCGUGCUCAGCAGCUUUGGCCACGCCAAGACCAUCCUCAAUGCCAAUGCCAGCCGCUUUGGCCAGGAGCUACGCCUCUGCCUGCAGCAGGGAGUCACCGUAGGAGCCUCUGUGUCCCACUAUCUGCUUGAGGCCUCCAGAGUGGUGUUUCAGGUAAGGACCCGCCUCCUGCCCACCCUUCGGAGGAGGAGUCACAGCCCUCAAGCCCUGCUCACCCCUAAGCAAGUUUCUCUCUCCAAGGCCCAGGCUGAGCGAAGCUUCCAUGUUUUUUAUGAGCUGCUGGCAGGGUUGGACCCCAUGGAACGUGAGCAGCUCUCUCUGCAGGGACCUGAGGCCUACUACUACCUCAACCAGGGCAGAGCCUGCAGGCUCCGGCGCAAAGACGAUGCCCAGGACUUCAAAGGGCUGGUGGAGGCCCUGCGGGUGCUGGGCUUGUGUGCAGAGGAGCUGACUGAAGUCUGGGCUGUGCUGGCCACCAUCCUGCAUCUGGGGAACAUCUGCUUCUCUUCUUCAGAGCGGGAGUCCCAAGAGGUGGCUGCUGUGUCCAGCUGGGCUGAGAUUCACUUGGCAGCCCGGCUGCUCCAGGUGCGACCAGAGCGCCUAGAAGGGGCAGUCACCAAGAGGGUCAUGGACACUCCCUAUGGCCGCGUCUCCAGAUCUCUGCCGGUGGAAAGCGCCAUCGAUGCCAGGGACGCCCUGGCCAAGGCCCUGUACACAAGGCUCUUCAACUGGCUUCUGAAGCAGAUCAACGUGAGGCUGGCUCCACCAAGGGAGGCAGACAGUGUGGGCACCAUCACUGUCGUGGACGCCUAUGGCUUUGAGGCGCUGCGGGUGAACGGCUUAGAGCAGCUGUGCAGCAACCUGGCCAGCGAGCGCCUGCAGCUCUUCUCCAGCCAGAGGCUGCUGGCCCAGGAGGAGGAGGAGUGCCAGCGGGAGAUGCUGAGCUGGGUACCCAUUCCGCAGCCGCCUCCGAGGGAGUGCUGCCUGGAGCUCCUGGUGGGCCAGCCCCACAGCCUCCUGAGCAUCCUGGACUCCCAGACAUGGCUAGCCCAGGCCACAGACCACACUUUCCUCCAGAAGUGCCACUAUCACCACGGUGAUCAUCCGAGCUACGCCAAGCCUCAGCUGCCCCUGCCCAUAUUCACCGUGCGGCACUCUGCUGGGGCUGUCACCUACCAGGUGCACAAGUUCAUAAGCAGGAACAGGGACCACCUGGACUCUGCCAUGGUGGAGAUGCUUGGACAGAGCCAGCUGCAGCUUGUGGGCAGCCUGUUCCAGGAAGCAGAGCCGAAGGCUGGGAGAGAGCAGAGCAAACCCACACUGGCCUCUCGGUUCCAGCGGUCCCUGGGGGACCUGCUAGCCCGGCUAGGCAGGAGCCAUGUCUAUGUCAUCCACUGUCUGAACCCCACCCCUGGGAAGCUCCCAGGCCUCUUUGAUGUGGGGCACGUGGCAGAGCAGCUGCGCCAGGCUGGUGUCCUGGAGGUCAUAGGCGCCCGCAGUGCCCACUUCCCUGUGCGAGUGCCCUUCCAGCUCUUCCUGGCCAGGUUCCGGGCCCUGGGGUCAGGGAGACAGGAAGCUCUCUCUGACCAGGAGAGGUGUGGUACCAUCCUCAGCCAAGUGCUGGGGGCGGAGUCACCAGUCUAUCAUCUUGGAACCACCCAGGUCCUGCUGCAGGAGCAGGGCUGGCAGCAGUUAGAGCAGCUGUGGGCUCAGCGGCGCUCACAGGCCCUGCUCACGCUGCACCGCGGCCUCCGAGCCUGCAUCACCCGCCAGCGCCUCCGCCUCCUGCCCCGGAUGCAGGCUCGUGUGCGCGGACUCCAGGCCAGGAAGCGAUACCUCCGGAGGAGGUCAGCUCUGGGACAGCUGAACACUAUCCUCCUUGUAGCUCGGCCCCUGCUCCAGAGAAGACAGAGGCUUCAACUUGGGCAUUCCCGUGGCCCGCACAGCGGGGAGGCCGGGGGAAAACUGUCAAGUAUGGACCUGGGGCGCUUGGAGAUCCCAGCCCAGCUGGCUGCCCUGCUGGAGACAGCUGAAGACCACCAGGCUGCCCUGCCUGGGAGCAUCACAGAGUCCCUGCCACCUGAGAUUCCUGUCCGGCCCAGCCUGACCCUCCCUCCGGACAUUGACCAGUUUCCAUUCUCCAGCUUCGUGUCCUCCAACUUUCAGAAGCCAUAUCUGCCUAGACCAGGGCAGCUGCUGGAUGAGCCCCUGACCCGGAUGGAUGGCGAGAAUCCUCAGCAGGCUCUGGAGAUCAACAGGGUGAUGCUGCGGCUUCUGGGGGAGGGAUUCCUGCCGCCCUGGCAGGAACAGACCAUGGGCACGUUCCUGAUUCGGAAGGCACAGCACCGGCCGGGACUUCGGGACGAGCUCUUCAGCCAGUUAGUGGCCCAGCUGUGGCAAAACCCAGAUGAGCAGCAGAGCCAGCGUGGCUGGGCCCUGAUGGCGGUCUUGCUCAGCUCCUUCUCCCCUACGCCUGCCCUGCAGAAGCCAUUGCUCAAAUUUGUAUCCGACCAGGCCCCCCGGGGCAUGGCAGCCUUGUGCCAGCACAAGCUGUUGGGUGCCCUGGAGCAGACACCUCUGGCUCCCAUGGCCUCAAGGGCCCACCCCCCGACCCAGCUUGAGUGGAAGGCUGGAUUGCGGCGGGGACGCAUGGCGCUGGAUGUUUUCACAUUCAAUGAGGAAAGCUACUCGGCAGAGGUGGAGUCCUGGACCACGGGAGAGCAGUUUGCAGGGUGGAUCCUGCAGAGCAGAGGCCUGGAGGUGCCCCCUCGUGGCUGGUCAGUGUCACUGCAUUCUGGGGACGCUUGGCAGGAUUUGGCUGGCUGUGACUUUGUGUUGGACCUGAUUGGCCGGAUUGAGGACUUGGGAGACCCAGCUGGUCCCCACAGCUACCCCAUCACUCCUUUUGGUUUAGCUGAGAACAUCCCUCCAGCCCCUGGUGUUCAGGCUCCCUCCCUGCCUCCGGGACUCCCUCCAGGUCCAGCCCCAGUACUGCCUGGCCGCGGCCCCCCAGGUGAGGCCAGGAAGCCGGGAAACCUGGAUGGUUUCCUGGACCACCUCUUUGAGCCGGUCCUCUCCCCGGGCGUCAGUGAUCUGGAACAAGGCUGGGCCCUGAGUAGCCGCAUGAAGGGAGGGGGCUCCAUUGGGCCCACCCAGCAGGGCUACCCCAUGGUGUAUCCAGGCAUGGUGCAGGCACCCGGCUACCAGCCAGCUAUGAUUCCUGCACCUGUGCCCAUGAUGCCAGCAGUGGGCACAGUCCCAACCAUCCCGGCCAUGAUGGUCCCACCACAGCCACAGCCUCUGCUUCCCAGUUUGGAUUCAAGGCAGCUAGCGUUACAGCAGCAGAACUUCAUCAACCAGCAGGCGAUAAUCCUGGCCCAGCAGAUGACCACCCAGGCCAUGAGCUUGUCUCUGGAGCAGCAGAAUCAGAGGCGUCAGCACCAAGCUCAGGCCUCUGGGCCUGCCACCCAGGCUCCACCCUCAGCCACGGCUCCCAAGCUCAAGAAGCUGCCCACCCCCCAAGAGAAGCCAGAGAGUGACCUAGAACCUUCGGAUGUUUGCUUUAGAGAGGACACUCCAGAGGAGGCUGAAGUUAGGCCCCAGCGCCCCAGGAGCUUCCAACAGAAACGGGACUAUUUCCAGAAGAUGGGGCAAGAGCCCAUUAAGAUGAAGACAGUGAAGCCUCCGGCCAAGGUUCAGAUCCCCCAGGAGGAGACAGAGGAGGAGGAGGAGGAGGAAACAAGGGCAGAGCUGCCCCCUCCUCAUCCUCCCCCAGUUGUGAAGAAGCCAUUGAAACCAAGUAGGGCCAAAGCUGUGAAGGAGGGUGAGGCGGAACCAGAAGAGGAUGAAGUGCCGGCCCAGGGCAGGGAGCCCACAAUGCAGAGUUCCAACUCCACACCUCAGCGCCCACAACCCAGCAGGGCACCCACAGUACAGAGCUCCAACUCCACACCUCAGCGCCCGCAACCCAGCAGGGAGAUCCGUAACAUCAUCCGAAUGUACCAGAGCCGUCCGGGCCCUGUGCCUGUGCCUGUUCAACCCACCAGGCCUGUCAAAACUUUUCAGAAGAAAAAUGACCCUAAGGAUGAGGCUUUGGCCAAGUUAGGAAUAAAUGGUGCCCACUCGCCUCCAUCGACGGUGUCUCCUAACCUAGAGAAGAGCUCUCCCCCAGAAGUGGCCCCCAAACCCAAGGCUCGACCACGGCUCGAGCCCUCCUUAUCCAUCCAGGAAAAGCAGGGGCCCCUUCGGGACUUGUUUGGCCCAUGUAGCCCAAGCCCGCCCACAACUCCGGCACCCCCACCUCCGCCUCCACCAGCCCUUCCAUUGCCUCUGCCUGAGGAGCCCAAGACCCUUCCAGUGGAGUCUCGUGCCUUGACAGAGCCCAUGAAGGACCAGGGCAUCUCCACUCAGCUCCUUGUGCCCUCGGGCAGCGUGUGCUUCUCCUACACCGGUGCAUCCUGGAAGUUGUUCCUACGCAAGGAGGUGUUCUACCCCCGCGAGAACUUCAGCCACCCCUAUUGUCUCAGCCUUCUCUGCCAGCAGAUCCUGCGGGACACCUUCGCAGAGUCCUGCAUCAGGAUCUCCCAGGAGGAGCGGCACAGGAUGAAAGACCUGCUGGGAGACUUGGAGGUGGGCCUGGACUCCCUUGAGACUGUUGAAGAAAGUAUCAGAAAGCGCAUCGUGGUGGCUGCUCGAGACAACUGGGCCAAUUACUUCUCGCGCAUCUUCCCAGUCUCGGGCGAGAGUGGCAGUGAUGUGCAGCUGCUGGGUGUCUCUCACCGGGGACUGAGACUGCUGAAGGUGACCCAAGACUCCAGCUUCCACCUGGACCGGCUGAAGACACUUUGUUCCUAUAGCUUUGCUGAGGUGCUGGGUGUGGAGUGCAGGAGCAGCUCCAUCCUGGAGCUGUCACUGAAGAAUGAGCAGCUGACACUGCACACAGCCCAAGCCAGGGCCAUCAAGGCCAUGGUGGAGCAGUUCCUGAGGGAGCUCAAGAAGGACUCUGGCUAUGUCAUCGCCCUGCGCAGCUACAUCACUGACGACCACAGUCUCCUCAGCUUCCACCGUGGGGACCUCAUUAAGCUACAGCCAGCGGUCACUCUGGAGCCAGGCUGGCAGUUUGGCUCUGCUGGGGGCCGCUCGGGACUCUUUCCUGCUGACAUGGUGCAGCCAGCUGCUGCUCCGGACUUCUCCUUUUCCCUGGGACACAGAAACAGCUGGCAGCGCAAGAGUAAGCCACAGCAUCUCAAGGAGCCGGCUCAGGAGCGCCCCACCCAUCCCAGGAGCCAAGAACCCAGCGAAGGCUCAGAGGCCACCUCCUUCACAGCCUACAGCUCUUUGUCUGCUGACUCCCACAACUACACCAUGCAGGAAUUUGCCCUGCGCUACUUCCGGAAGCCUCAUACCUUGCUGACCCAGGCAAGUAGAGGUGCCAAGGAGAAGGUUGCAGCCAACCUGAUUCAGUACACCAAGGAUCCCAUCCAGGAAUCCCUCAUCUGCCUCAGCGAUGAGGACACAAACAGGAAGGCUGUGGCUGGCUUUAAGGCUCUGAUGCAGUUUAUGGGGGACCAGCCUAAGCCCCGGGGCACGGAUGAGCUGGCUCUGCUCUAUGAGCUGCUAAAGCUGUGCCAAGACCUCAGGGAUGAGAUGUACUGCCAGGUCAUCAAGCAAGUCACAAAACACCCCCAGCCAAAGCACUGUGCUCUGGGCUGGAGCAUCCUCAGCCUCUUCACAGGCUUCUUCUCACCGUCCACCACUCUGAUGCCCUACGUGACCAAGUUCCUGCAGGAUUCCAGCCCUAGCCAAGAGCUGGCCCGGAGCAGCCAGGAGAACCUCCAGCGCACAGUUAAAUAUGGGGGGCGCCAGAAGCUGCCACCACCGGGUGAAAUGCAAGCUUUUCUGAAAGGACAAGCAGUUCGUCUGCUUCUAAUUCAUCUGCCUGGGGGUGUGGACUAUAGUACCAAUAUCCAGACAUUCACGGUGGCCGGAGAAGUGCUGGAGGAGCUGUGUGGACAGAUGGGCAUCACAGACUCGCAGGAAGUGCAGGAAUUUGCCCUUUUCCUCAUCAAAGGGGAAGGUGAGCUAGUUCGGCCACUGUCGUCCAAUGAGUACCUCAACAGUGUGGUGACAGACCAGGACAUGAGCCUGCACAGCCGGCGGCUUGGCUGGGAGACCCCGCUGCACUUCGACCACCCCACCUACACUGAAACCCACUAUGGCCAGGUGCUUCGGGACUACCUGCAGGGGAAGCUAAUGGCCAGUGCCCAGGCAGAUGCCCAGCUUGCCCGGCUGGCGGCCCUCCAACACCUCAGGAAAGCCAGCAAAGGUCCCCCAUCAGAGGAAGAGCUGCUGGCGUACAUUCCCAAGCCACUGCAAUGGCAGGUGGAUAGAGCCAACAUAAAGAGCUUGGUGGACCAGGAGCUGAGGCAGCUGCAAGGACACAGCCCGCAGAGAGCCCAGAUUGACUUUAUUGAGACCACGGCCCAGCUGCCCCUCUUUGGCUACACUGUGUAUGUGGUGCUGAGAGUGAGUAAGCUGGUCCUUCCCGGGCCUGUCCUCCUGGGGCUCAACCGCCAACACCUUGUCCUCAUGGAGCCCAGCUCCCAGAAACUCUGCUGCUCCAUCCCCCUAAAAGACCUGCAGCGGCUCCACCUGCUUAGCCCGCUGGAGGACAAUGGGCCCCCUGGCCUGGAACUCAACUACGGCUCUGCUGACAACCCCCAGACUAUCUGGUUGGAGUUGCCUCAAGCCCAGGAGCUGCAGCACACCAUUGUCUUCCUGAUGGAGGGCAGCAUGUCCUCCAUGCAGUGGCCAGGCCUCAGCUGAGAAGAGUGGAGAUAAGGCAGCAGGGUCUCACUGGGCAGUCUGCCUUGGAUGUUGGGUGGUUCUCGUCUGUCUUCGCUGCCUGGCCCUGCGGAAACUUCCCGCAGCACAACCCCACGGGGAGGCUCUCAGGCAGGGGCUGCCACAGUGACGUCAACUGGGAAAGCGAGCAGACGCUCCCUCGGGGUGUGCUCAGCCCAGAGCUGGGCUGUAGGAACUUGGCUUGGGCAUCUGACGUCCUGCCUGGGGAAAAUGCCCACUCAGCUCUAGGGCCAGCACAGGGAGGGCCUGGAUGAAGCGGCUUCUGCACAAAUAAAACGCCCAAGAAAAG